This is a messenger RNA of Acanthoscelides obtectus, 1035 nucleotides long. The record is from the annotation of a GenBank genome assembly. Lineage: Eukaryota; Metazoa; Arthropoda; Insecta; Coleoptera; Chrysomelidae.
AUGGAACUCAACCGAGACCGAGAACAUUUUCGCGCCAUAAUUUAUUACAACUUUCAGAGACAAUUAUCGCAACAAGAAUGCCUUGCUGAGUUACUGUCUGUUUUCGACAACGAAGCGCCACAUCAGUCGACAAUUUCCCGUUGGUAUGGAGAAUUGAAACGUGGACGGGUGAGUCUUAGCGACGAUCCCAGGGUGGGUGCACCAAAAACGGCAGUCACCCAGGAAACCGUCGAUGCUGUGCGCAAACUCAUCAUUGAAGAUAGACAUGUGACAUAUCGCGAGAUUGAGGCAUCCUUGAAGAUCUCAAAGACCUCAAUUCAAAAAGAUGUGCAUGAAGAAUUAGUAAAAAAAUUAGUUUCUCUUUGGAUACCCCACCUGUUGACUGAAGAGCAGAAAGCAGCCAGGGUUAAUUGGUGUAAAAAAACGCUUGACCGUUUCAAUUCCGGAAACUCAAAAAAUGUGUACAGCAUUGUUAGUGGUGAUGAAUCGUGGAUUUACUGUUAUGAACCAGAAAAUAAACGACAGUCGGCUGUUUGGGUGUUCCAAGUCAUCCGUUCUCGAAGUGUUUCGAAAAAGAUGGUCGCGACAUUUGUGUCAAAAGCGGGUCAUAUUGCAAAAAUUCCUCUUAAUGAGCAAAGAACUCUUACUGCGGAUUGGUAUACCACCAUUUGUUUGCCAAUAGUCAUCACCGAGCUUCGAAAAAUCAACCCCAAAAGAAGAAUCAUCCUCCACCAAGACAAUGCAAGCUUGCACACAGCCCAAAAAACAAGGCAGUAUUUAACAGAAGAAAACGUGGAAUUAUUGGACCAUCCUCCAUAUAGUCCCGAUCUAAGUCCUAACGAUUUCUUUACUUUCCCGAAAAUUAAAAACAGACUGCGUGGUCAAAGGUUCCAGUCACCAGAAGAAGCAGUUGACGCAUUCAAAAAUGCCGUUUUGGAUCUGCCAGCAAAAGAGUGGGAUAAGUGCUUCGAAAAUUGGUUCGAGCGCAUGCAGAUGUGUAUUAAUUUUCGUGGAGAAUACUUUGAAAAACAAUAA